CCACCUCUCCUCCCCGCCCUCCACUUCUCCCUCCCGGCAGCCCCAGCCCCAGCAAGCACCCGGCUAGCCACCUCCAGCUGGGGCUCCGGGGAGCAACCCGUCUGCCCUUCUGGGGCAGCCUAAACCAUGGAAGCCUUCGCAGGUUGCUGAUCACCGCCAGGCAGCUGCUGCAGCGACUGCAGAGGCGCUACGCCAAGCCGCGCGGGAGUCGUGAGAGCCGGCGGCGGGACUGCGGAGGGCGAGUGGACCCAGGGUUUUUGGGAGAAGUCAAUGGCGUAAUGUACGUACACGUGUAGCACGGGCUGGUAUGCAGUGGGGCUUGGCUUGGUGGCUGCUUCUUCCCCAGCAUGGGCAGAAGUCCAGGGCAUGGCAUUCUCAGCUAAGCUUUCCCAGGCUAUUGUCUACAGUUCCUUCUCUGAAUGUGGAGUCCAUGACUACAACCUCUGGGCUGGCUCAAAACUGGCUGUAGGGAGCCUAGGUUUCUCUCCCUUGACCCAAGGGAGCUCUGGGCGGAUGUCUAUCUAGUGUAGCCCUGAUCCCAGACAGCUACACCCUCCGCAUGGGGCCUCUCCCUCCUCCACAUUCCUGGAGACAUCCCUGCAGAGCUGUCCCUGACACUGAAAUCCCUACUCAAGGGAACACCCUAAGGACGCAGCACAGGAGUCAGUGGGGCUGAGUCCACCCAUCCUCUUCUCAAGUCUCCUGGACAUGUGAAUGCUGCUUGCUAGAGAACCCACCGUGGAACACUCAGCAACUAGGGAGGGCUUCUGCUCUCUUGACCUUGGCCUCGGGUGCAUCAAGCCUGUGCUCAGUUUCCUGUGACGCACUAAAAUGAGCAUGCAUGUUUGUAUGGCAGAGGCUAGCCUGUGUGCACGCAGCAUGGGAGUCAGAGGACCUGGCUGCUUGUCCUGCCUUGUGGGCAGGCGCCUGAGCAUGUACAUGGACGUGUGUGACACAUCUCAGAAUGACCUAUUUUGUCUGUAUCCAUUUAUCUUUCUACACGUGUGCUGGUAUGUCCGUCUGUCUUGUCUCCUUUGUAGCCAGGAAGCCCCGAACCACGUGCCAACUGGGAAGGCGAUGGUCAGCGAGACCAGCCCGGCCUAAUCUGGGGCUCCUACUCCUGCACCAGGGGUCCUCUGACCUGCAGCCCCUGCCACGGAGGGAGGACUGGAUGUGGGAGGCAGGGUCUGAGGCGCAGGGACCUGGGGGGAAGCAGGCUUUGCUACUCUGGUGGACAGGAGGCCCUUGUCCUGCUGUCCCCGUGACUGUGGUGGGGUCUUCACCCUUCUGGGCACCAUCACUGACCUGGAAGAUCUGGGGUUGGAUUGAUGACUCCUAGCCACCCCUGAGGCUCUGAGAGCUAACUGAGACUUUAAACCAGGGUGGCAGUCUGUGCCAAGCCCACUGAAUUCACUGGCAGAGGCAGCCGCCUGCAGCCUAGCCUACACGUUCUCGCUUGAUUCUGGGUUGUGGGCCGAAGGGCAAGAAGAGAAGCCAUGCCAGGCAGUGGCCCCAGUGAGAGGAUGACAUGGCCCGGCCCUGCCCUCCCUACGCCCCCCACAACCCGCCCUCUCUCCUCAGCCCCGGGAACGCCGCCCAUCCCACCGCUAACCAGGACCCGCAGCCUCAUGGCCAUGUCCCUGCCGGGAAGUAGACGGGCCUCUGCUGGAUCUCGCAGUGGGGGCACCUUAGGCCGUAGCGGCCUGGCUGUGUUCGCCCAGUGCCCACAGCUGCCCGCCAGCCAGAAUGAGCAGCUGCCUCUUCUCCCCGCCUCCAGGCGCACUUCUCCACCUGUGAGUGUGCGGGACGCCUACGGUGCCUCUUCCCUCAGCAGCAGCAGCAACUCUGGCUCCUGCAAGGGCAGUGACAGCAGCCCCACACCGAGGCGCUCCAUGAAGUACACAUUAUGCAGCGACAACCAUGGCAUCAAGCCCCCCACCCCAGAGCAGUACCUGACUCCACUACAGCAGAAGGAGGUUUGCAUCCGGCACCUGAAGGCCCUGCUCAAGGACACACAGGACCGGCUCCAGGACCGGGACACGGAGAUUGAUGACCUGAAGACACAGCUGUCCCGCAUGCAGGAGGACUGGAUCGAGGAGGAGUGCCACCGUGUGGAAGCCCAGCUGGCUCUGAAAGAGGCCCGCAAGGAGAUCAGGCAGCUCAAGCAGGUCAUCGACACUGUCAAGAACAACCUCAUUGACAAGGACAAGGGGCUGCAGAAGUACUUCGUGGACAUCAAUAUCCAGAACAAGAAGCUAGAGACACUGCUGCACAGCAUGGAGGUGGCCCAGAACGGAAUAGCCAAGGAGGAAGGAGCCGGGGAGUCGGCUGGCGGGUCCCCUGCUCGCUCUCUCACCCGCAGCUCCACCUACACCAAGCUGAGUGACCCGGCUGUCUGUGGUGACCGCCAAGCAGGGGACCCCUCCAGCACCUCUGCUGAGGAUGGAGCAGACAGUGGGUUUGUGGCUGCUGACGACACACGGAGCCAGACGGACGCCCUGGAGGCCAGUAGCCUACUGUCAUCAGGAGUGGACUGUGGCUUUGAGGAAGCCUCGUUGCACAGCUCCUUCAACCUGGGCCCCCGAUUCCCUGCCAGCAACACCUAUGAGAAGCUGCUGUGUGGCAUGGAGGCUGGUGUGCAAGCCAGCUGCCUGCAGGAGCGAGCCAUCCAGACGGACUUCGUGCAGUACCAGCCUGACCUGGACACCAUCCUGGAGAAAGUAGGCCAGGCUCAGGUGUGUGGCACAGUCCCCAAGGACAUGCGCUCAGAGCCGGAUCCCCACCCCUCAGGGCCCAGAGACCCCAACUCGGCAGUGGUGGUGACAGUAGGUGACGAGCCUGAGGCCCCAGAGCCCAUCACCUGUGGGCCAGCUACAAAUCGGCCUGCGGCCAACUCCAACCCGGGACUGCCAGUGAGUGUGGUGUGUCCUGUGGAAGAGGAGGAGGAGGCGGCUACCACCGAAAAGGAACCCAAGAGUUACUGGAGCCGCCACUACAUCGUGGAUCUGCUGGCUGUGGUAGUGCCAGCUGUGCCAACAGUGGCCUGGCUCUGCCGCUCCCAACGGCGCCAGGGCCAGCCCAUUUACAACAUCAGCUCCUUGCUGCGGGGCUGCUGCACAGUGGCCUUGCACUCCAUCCGCAGGAUCAGCUGCCGCUCACUGAGCCAGCCAAGCUCCAGCUCAGCAGGGGGCUCCCAGCUCUGAGGAGGCUGCCAGCCUCCACUUCUGGCAGCCUGACCACUGAUGUCAGGAUGCCAUUUGCUGCCCCUGUCAGAUCCCCAUGGUCAUCCUCUUAUUUGCUUUCAGGUCUGGAAUAGCACCCCCACCCCAGAUGUUAAUAGUAUCAGGGAUUCAGAAAGGCAUCCCAAAGCUUCGAGAGAAAAAGGAAGGGUGGCCAGGUAAGAGGGAGAAACUGCUAAGAGUUCCCCUCUGGCCCUCUGUCCACCUAGACUUCAGACAAGGCAGGCCCCGCUCAGAAAGUCUCUGGCUGUGCUGACCUGGGGAUCUUCCUCUCCCCUGCACCACCCUUCCAGCACACUCCACGUCUUCUCUCCCGGGCAACCCUUGCCGUCUCCUAGGCUCCUGGACCAGUAUUACCUCCUCAGAUGGAGGCAGCCAGGACCCAAAACGCAGAGAACCACUCCAAGCAGGGUCUCGCUGCCCAGGUCCUACUGACACCCCAGCCUCUCCUCCUCCCUUGCCCUGGGAUGCAGAAGUGUGAUCCAGCUGUAGUGACUGGUUCAGACAGGAAGGGUGGAGAGCAGGGCAGGUUCUGUGUCUGUCUGUCUGUCCUCCGGGCCGCCCCCACAGUCUGUUUUCCUCUUGGCUUCUUGGUGUGUUGAUCUUCACAAGUUGUCCAAUGCCCCUCACUACUCCUGACACACUAACCAUGAGACUGGGAGGGAGCCCUUACCUGAGCCCCAGCUGCCAUUGGGUGAAUCCGCUAGCACAGAGAAGGCAAGGCCAGCAGCCCCAGGGGCCCUUCACCUUCUGAGAUGAGUUCAUCUCAUCUGUAGCCUAGAGGUGCCUCAGCAAGUUGGGAAAGUCAGGGCCACUUGCCCCAGGCCCCUUUGACCUCAGACCCUAUGUUUGCACUCAGUUCCCUUAGGAUCCCUUCCUAGAACCCCCAGGCUGCUUACUUUCUGGGAUGAGGACUUCUGAAUCUCUGACCCAGUCGUCUCCAGAGGAAGGUGGCCAUCUGGAGGGAUCUUCAGAUGGUGUCCUGAAGCCACAGCAUCUGCCUAUCCAUGCCAAAGCAGGGUCCCCUGGGUGUGCUUCCUUAGCAGGGGCAUGGCCAGGCAGUGGGAGCCUGCCUGGGCUGCUCCUAGUCCAGGCCCAGUCAGCCUGGGAAGAUGCCCUGAUCCUCACUUCCCUUUUCUUCCCAGAGAGGCCAUCCCUACCUGACUGGCCCACACCGGGGAGUUGGUAGAAGCCUGCAUCUCACUCUCUGACGUAGGAGCCUCUCUGGUUCUCUGUUGAGGUUGCUUGCCCUCACUGUUGCCCCAGUGACCACUACUUGACUCAUGAGUUCUGCCCCUCCACUCUGUGCCCUCCCCAAGGGCACCUGCAUGCACUGCGAGUGGGCAGCCAGCCUAGCCAUCAGGGCAAGAGCCCUCUGCCACGCGCUUUGUGCCUCCAAAACUCCCCCACCUUGGCUGGGGCCUCAGACCAGCCAUCCUUGGUGGAGCACCCCUACCCCAGCUGAACCAAACCCAAAUGCCUGAGGCCUCGCUGGGGCUGCCCCAUAGGACACUGGGGUGGUGCCAUGGAGACAGGGGAAUAGAACUGAUCCAAAGCCAAGCCAGGACUGGCCACGGACCGAGCCUCCUGUGCCAUGCACUCAUGGAGCUCCACGUGUCUCCUUAGCAACAGUCGAAGCUCUGCUGAGAAAAUAAAUGUAUGAACUAUAUUUGACAACAUAAAAAUCCAUAUAUUUUUCACCACUGGCAUUUAGUCCAACUUCGCAGCCCCUCUGUUCCAUGUCUUGCUGUCUGGGCCUCCUUGUCGUGUCUCGUGUUUUGGUGGACUUGGGUCUACUCUGUUUCUGCUGCUGGAGAAGCCAUUGUGAAGCGUCCAGGUCUGUAUAGACAGUAAGUGAAACUGACCAUCACCUGCUCCUGCUCUGGCCCUAGCCCCUCCUGGCCUACAGCAGGGGUCCUCUUUUGUGAGUUCUGCUUAUCAGAAGGGCUCUGGCUCCUUGCCAGUGGGAUGACCCUGGAUCCCUGCAGGCUGGGGUACAGGCCCUGCUCCUGAGUGUAAAUGAGCCCAGAGUCCCAUAUCUGUACAAGGGGAUUGCAAUGCCUGUGCAACCCCAGGAAAUGGGCUUGGAAGUAGACACUUCAGCAGCCUGCUGGUUCCGUAUCUGGAAAAGGGGAUUGAGAGCAAGGUGGGACUGGGCUAGGCUCCCCCUUCGAUGCUCAUUCCCAAAGCUCCCCCCUUUCCUUCCAGUUGACCACCCCCCAUAGGCUGUGUGAUUUGCCCUCUUGCCCUUGGCUCCUGGAGCAGACAUGUUUAGGAUGCCCCUUUCCCCUGCCUCCAGUCAGAGCUGACAAGGUCUUGAGGAAGUGUCCCCCAGGAACUACCUUCUAUAGCUACUGAGCCCUGGGAGCACAGUGGCUUGAAGUAGUGGCUCCUUAGUUCUGAAGCCCUCUGUCAGGGCUCAGGGAGGUCUUCUGAACAGAGGCAGCCUUGAGCAGAGUUCAUGACCAAUGUCUCACGCAGGUAGUAUACAUAGCUUUUCACUGAGACCCCUUUCCAUCUUCACAGGCAUCAGACAGCAGAUCCCAGACUCUAGGGCCAAAGGCUGUUUAUUGAGGGGCCUCCACCCAGGGAACUCACAGCCCCCUCCAAACUAGAUGACAACACAAACAGGCCAUCAUGUACUCUCACAUUAGGCUGUUCCCUUAACAGAAACUUCAGGGGACACAGGAGGGAGGGCCGUGGGGAGGGGUUUCGACUCUCCUUUCUCUUUUUGUUCAGACAGAGUUGUGCCUGUAGCAGACAGCCCUGAAUUAAAGCAUGAACACACACACA
Messenger RNA from Mesocricetus auratus (golden hamster), 6032 nucleotides. It is a transcript of the gene Snph, whose product is annotated as syntaphilin. NCBI's taxonomy places the organism in Eukaryota, Metazoa, Chordata, Mammalia, Rodentia, Cricetidae. Bases 1497 to 3203 code for a protein of 568 amino acids. The record is from RefSeq and is a predicted model, not a curated record. Gene Ontology annotation, biological process: neuron differentiation. Gene Ontology annotation, cellular component: cytoplasmic microtubule; mitochondrion. The transcript is spliced from 6 exons.